AUGAGCCUGCGUUUUGAACUGUCAAUGGCUGCUGAGGCUGCCAGCCGCCACGGCCCACGCACCGGCACACUACACCUGGAGCGCAGCCCCACCGACACAAUUUCCAUUGCAACGCCUGGGUUCCUCAAGUACACGCGACGUGGUCUGCAGCCGCACAUGGUGCGCGAGGUCGAGCGCGAGGUCACUGCACUGUCGGCAGCAUCGCGCGUGCAACUGGAGGAUUUUUUGGAGCGCGACUUCCCGGCCGUCGGCAAGUACUCGGAGGGCCUGCACAGGUUCGUGCAUAUGGACCGCAGUGAACUGCUGCUGCUGGAUGCGCUUGAUCCGACAGUCACAAGACGCACAGCGAAGGCGACGAACAAGUUCCUAGGCGUGGACUCGGAGGGCGGCACAAAGCGGGUGACGCCGGAGAUGUUUGUCAAGCUGGUGAACCAGCUCAAGCCGGAUGUGUAUGUGGCGCUGGCGGAUUACGUGGAGGAGCCGGAGCCCAGCGCAACCAAGGGCAAGCGGAUCGCAAAGUCGGUGGAGCGGAUCGGGCCGGUGGCUGGACGACUGCGUGAGGGAGAUCACGGGCUCGGCCCUCCGUUUGGCGAGAAGCUGGCGCUCGUGCGGCACUCGCUUGCGACACUGGAGCCGGCGAAACCGCGGUAUAUGGUGGGCGUCAGCUCGCCCGACCAGGUAUUGCAGGCGAUCCGGCUGGGCAUCGACGUGUUUGACUCGAGUUACCCGUACGCGGUCACCGAGCAGGGGUUUGCCUCGACGGCGGCUCGCACGUCGACCUGUGGCAGCAGUCGAUGUUUGACGAUUUCGGCCCGCUGGUGGACUGGCUGCACGUGCUUUGCCUGCCGGAGCCACCACCGCGCAUACGUGCACCAUCUGCUGAUGACCAAGGAGAUGCUGGCCACGGUGCUGCUGCAGAUCCACAACAUGCACUGCUACAACCGGUUCUUCGAGGCGGUGCGCCAGAGCCUGGCGAGUGGCGACUUUGAGCAGUGCGCGGAAAAGUUCCUUGACCACUACGGGUGCAUGGCUGGGGAGGCGGCUGGUGCCAAGGGCGUCAAGCGCGCGUUCGAUGAGCUCGAGCUGCUGGCCUCACAGGCCAACUCGCCGACAACCAAAGAUCCAGCGCAAGCGGCACAACGAGGAGAUUGCCAAUGCCGACGACUGAUUUUUGAGCUGGUCCUGGCGAGAGCUGCGCUGUGCGGAGGGCACUAUUUCAUGGAGCUUUGGUAUUUUUGA
This is a messenger RNA of Linderina pennispora, 1239 nucleotides long. RefSeq names its product tRNA-guanine transglycosylase. The transcript has 3 exons. Lineage: Eukaryota; Fungi; Kickxellomycota; Kickxellomycetes; Kickxellales; Kickxellaceae. Gene Ontology annotation, molecular function: pentosyltransferase activity. The record is from RefSeq and is a predicted model, not a curated record. Bases 1 to 1239 code for a protein of 412 amino acids.